This is a messenger RNA of Mesitornis unicolor (brown roatelo), 2415 nucleotides long. It is a transcript of the gene GOLGA1, whose product is annotated as golgin A1. Lineage: Eukaryota; Metazoa; Chordata; Aves; Mesitornithiformes; Mesitornithidae. Gene Ontology annotation, cellular component: Golgi apparatus. The record is from RefSeq and is a predicted model, not a curated record. The coding region runs from base 1 to 2415 and encodes 804 amino acids. The transcript is spliced from 22 exons.
AUGUUUGCAAAACUGAAGAAGAAGAUAGCAGAAGAGGCAGCCAUCGCUCCCAGGCCAGGAGGAGCUGCCAGGAUCCCCAGGUCUGUCAGUAAGGAGUCGAUUACAUCCAUGGGAGCAGACUCUGGAGAUGACUUUGCUUCUGAUGGGAGCAGCUCUAGAGAGGAUCUUUCAUCCCAGCUGUUCAGAAGAAACGAACAAAUCAGAAAACUGGAGGUCAAGCUGUCUGAUUACGCUGAUCAGAUCCGAAACUUGCAGAAGAUAAAAGAGAAGCUUGAAAAUGCAUUAGAAAAACAUCAGGAUUCCUCCAUGAGGAAGUUUCAGGAGCAGAAUGAAGCUCACCAGGCCAGUCGAGCCAAGAUGGCUGAAGGAAUGGCUUUGGCCUUGGAAAAAAAGGACCAGGAAUGGAUGGAAAAGCUGGGUCAAGUUGAAAAGGAAAAAAAAAUGCUUGAAACUCAGUUACGAGAAAUGAGGGAGCAGAGUUUGAACCUUUUUCAAAAAAGAGAUGAAAUUGAUGAACUGGAAGGCUUUCAGCAGCAGGAAAUUGCCAAAGUUAAACACAUGCUUUUGAAAAAGGAAGAAUCUCUGAGCAAAGCAGAGCAGGAACUGGAGGCGUGCACGCGAGAGCUGACCUGCACCAAAGAGGCGCUUCAGGACUCGAGCAGCGAGUUGUCAGGCCUGAGGAAAGAUCUGCAGGAGCUGCAGCAGCAGUUCAUGGAGCUGGAGGCACACAGAGAUGAACUAAUGACAGCUGAGAUGAAUGCAGAAGAUAAGAUCACUGCUCUGGAGUUAAGAGAACAGGAACUUCAAACUGUCAUUCAGCAGCUUUCUGUAGACUUGCAAAAUGCUCGAGUUGCUGGUUCUGGUUGUGAGAAGAGACUGGAAAUGUUACAGGUGGAGCAUGAUUCUCUGAAGGUGGAAUAUGAACAACACAAGCAAAAGAUGACUUUUGAAUCUGCUGAGAGAAAUAAACUUACUGAACAGCUGCAGGAAAAAGUGUUUUCCUUGGAAAAGAAGCUUGAAAGAAAUCUUUCAGGGGAUGAACAUCUGCAGGAGUUACUCAAGGAGAAAGCUGCUCUUGAGCAGAAACUGGAUGAAACCAGGCAGCAGGUACUGACAGACAGAACACAUCAUGCUGAGACUGUGACCCGGUUGGAAACACAGAAUAAAGAACUGGAACAGAAACUGGAGAUUGCAACAGAAGCAUUGAAAAAGAGCAAAGAAGCAGCUGCUGAGCAGGAUCUGGAGAUGAAGAAGCUGCAAACUGAUGUAGAGGAUGAGAGAAGUAAACUACAGCAACAGCUUUUGAGUGAGAAACAUCAGUACGAUCAGAAGGUUACUGGGCUGGAGUCUCAGAUUGCUGCUCUUCAAACAGCUUGGGAAUUGGAUAAAACAGCCACUCAGCACAGGAUUAGCCAGUUGGAAAAGGAAAAUGAAAAUCUUAAUGUCAGCAGAGAAGAGUAUGAGAGCUCUUUAAAAAAACAAGAAUCUGAAUUGAACAGGCUAAAGAAUGAAUUGAGCAGCAGAGAGACUGUCAGUGUUGAAAUUGCCAAAGCAUUGGAAGAAACACGAAAACAAAGAGAGGAGUUACAACAGCAGGUUUCGGAUCUGGCUUCUUUAGUAAAGGAGAAAGACCAGCUGAUUGAUGAAAAAUGUGGUAUGCUUCUCAAACAGAAGGAAGAACUAAACCAACUCAGUCAAGACCAUGAAGCUGUCCUGCUGCAAAUGCAUCAGUUGCGAUCUGACAUAGAAGCUAGUAAGAGCCAAGCAGCGGAGAGGGAAGAAACUGCAAGAAAGGAAAUCAGUGAACUGAAGUUGCAGAUACAGGAGUGCCUGUUGGCCAAAGAACAUGAGAAAAAUGUUUCAGAAUUAGAGGAAUCGACAAGAGACUUGAACAAGAAUUUACAUUCUCCAGAAAACUGUGUGGUGGAACAGAACGGAGAGGUAGCAACUGCAGACGUCGUUCAACUUCAGAAGGUUAACAGAGAGCUGGAACAGCAAGUUGCUGAGAAAAACAAGAUGAUAAAGCAGCUUCAGCAAAGAAUGACAGAACUUAAGAAAACCCUCCAGAAAGAGCUGAAAAUAAGGCCUGACAGUGAGGUACCUGAAUUACGUGAAAAAGCAAAUUCUGAAGUGCCUAAUGCUGCUGUGACUGUCACAAACAACUCUGAUCUAAAUGACUCAAGAGAGAUAAACUUUGAGUACCUUAAACACGUUGUACUAAAAUUCAUGUCCUGCCGGGAAUCAGAGGCGUUCCAUCUAAUUAAAGCUGUAUCUGUGUUACUGAAUUUUUCACAAGAGGAAGAAAACAUGCUUAAAGAAACGUUGGAGUACAAGAUGUCAUGGUUUGGGUCAAAGCCAUCUCCUAAAGGCAGUAUCCGGCCGUCUAUCUCGAGCCCAAGGACGCUGUGGCCUUAA